GCAGGUACUGCUGAUGGUCAUUCACAUCUGCACAGCAGUAGAUCAGUAGGGAUCCCCCGACAUAUUGGGUGCGACUGCUGCACCUACCAUUCAAGGCACAAGUUGAGGCAAUGGCUUUUCAACAUAGGAAGAACACGCUGGGAUAUAAAUCCAUCACCAUCCCCAUUCAUAAAUAGACGCAAGAGACCAGCGUCUGAAACUGAUUGGGAUAGUUGCUCUUCAACACCACUACACCACCCUUGUCUCAUAUUCAAGAUGGGUUGGAAAUCACGGUUCCCGCCCCCUAAGCACCUCGGUGGGCGACAGCUCGAAUUUGGAUCUCAGAUAGCCAAGUUAUUGGAUCAUGCUAAGAUUCCCUACGUGGCCUGCGGAGAUUUAAUGAACUUGCAUUACCAUAAUGAGGGCAUUGCGACUGCAUGUGAUAUUUGCUUUGUGGUUCCAGACGAUCGCCUGGAUGCCACUAUACGAGCGUUGCGAGUUGCUGGUUUAUCCGAGGAUCCUUGUACUGCUGGUGACAUUGGUUGCUGCUGGGCUAAAAUCCCAAUUGAAUACCCUUAUCCGUUCCCGUGGCCUGCCAAACACUUCCAUCGCUAUGUUAAGGGAGGAUUCGACGAGAAAGUAACCAGGUGCUAUUCUGUCGGUUUGCUUCGGAAGUCCCAGUGGCUCUGGCUCAUGCCCGAUCUUCCCCUUGAAUUUCCGGAGCCCAAUGACCCUAAUUUCAUUCUCUCUACAGACCGCCGUCUUCCUGAUUGGGAUAUGGAUGGUUUCGGCAACUCCUUCUAUCCCAUAAAGCUGCUCACUCCGGCGCGUUGGAUAGAGUCAUUGUUUAGCCUGCAUAUCAGAGAUUUGAGUGUAGAUCAACAUUUUGACGAACCCUGGUACCAUUAUGUUGUGGAGUUCCAUGAACGACUUGCAAGACUACUUCCUCCGGAACUUUUUCAUAUUGACCUCAUUCAACAACCUUUUCGCACCUUAUAUAUAGAGGAAGCGGACUGGCGUAGCGAAUUGGACUACAAGCACUUGUUGAUGGACAGGUUGUGGAAAGAAUGGCAGGAAGCUGGUUCUAUGCCAGACCCCAUUUACCCGUUCAAUAUCGAAAGGUAUAAGAAGAAUGUCAAGGAGAACAGAAAUGUGUGGUUAAUGCAAGAAUGGAUUGAUGAGAUCAUUAACCAGGAGUCUCCACUGGCCAUUGCCACAGGCUUAAGUUUACGUGGCAGGGUGGCAAACGCGGAAGACAGAUUCCGAUCAGAUGCUGUUGGAGGUUUAGAUAAUAAGUUAAGUGGUUGGCGCCCAGUGCUCUUUUCGAACGGGCCAGACACAGGGUUCAUACCAAUCCAUAGCAGACUUGGAGAGACAAAGACGGCUCCAUCACCACGUACGGCUGACUCCGUCUCGCCCGUCGACCCACCCUCUCAACCAUGGAGCACCAGCUGUAGCCAAAGACGCUUAUGCGCCAAAAGCACGUCUGUACAUACGACAGUCAGGAGAAAAAACGGCUAAAACAGGGAACUUCGUGUCCCAAGGAUCCAAGUUCCUUGAUUUGCUCCAUGCCUCUGUCCCCCCUCUCUCCCCUCAUGGGGCCGGGUCCCUGGCUCCUAUUACGGAGAUGGAGGGUGGGGACGACUUCAAGCUCGGUGGUUCUGUCGAUUUGGGGCCUUAUCCCGAACUGACACGGCAGGCCAUGGCUUUAUAAUGCUGCAUAAUAACUGUUUCACCGCAGGUCAUGAUCAUAAACGCUCAUCUGUUCUUCUUUCUCUGUCUCAGGAACUCAGAACACUAUCCGGAUAACAUGGAAGGCUUCAACCGCUCCGAGUUUCUAGGCACGGUAUUCGAGUCUACAAAGCGGUAGGUUCAGCUAGCAGUAACUUGACGCUAAGGAAUAAGUCUGACCUUGACCGUAACUCUGUUGGGUAGAUA
This is a messenger RNA of Aspergillus costaricaensis CBS 115574, 1917 nucleotides long. RefSeq lists its product as uncharacterized. The transcript has 7 exons. The record is from RefSeq and is a predicted model, not a curated record. The annotation marks the transcript as partial. NCBI's taxonomy places the organism in Eukaryota, Fungi, Ascomycota, Eurotiomycetes, Eurotiales, Aspergillaceae.